This is a messenger RNA of Desarmillaria tabescens, 1101 nucleotides long. RefSeq names its product protein disulfide isomerase. Gene Ontology annotation, biological process: protein folding. The transcript is spliced from 11 exons. NCBI's taxonomy places the organism in Eukaryota, Fungi, Basidiomycota, Agaricomycetes, Agaricales, Physalacriaceae. Gene Ontology annotation, cellular component: endoplasmic reticulum. Gene Ontology annotation, molecular function: protein disulfide isomerase activity. The record is from RefSeq and is a predicted model, not a curated record. Bases 1 to 1101 code for a protein of 366 amino acids.
AUGACCAAUCAACUGACGUGGAGAUAUUUCUUGUGGCCGACGGCUCGACCGAAGUUACAUUUUCCUUUCCUCUCUCCCAUCAUGAAGGCGUUCUUUGCACUAUUUGCGACGGCUUUUGUAGCCGGAGUACGCGCCUCCAAUGUUCUUGAACUAAACCCUGGCAACUUUGACGACGUUGUAGGUGUCGGAAAGCCUGGCCUUGUCGAAUUCUUUGCACCCUGGUGUGGUCACUGCAAGAAUCUCGCACCUGUAUAUGAACAAGUCGCGGAUGCAUUCUCGCAUGUCAAAGACAAAGUCUACGUCGCCAAAGUAGAUGCUGAUGGCGAAGGCAAGCCGUUGGGCCAAAAAUAUGGUGUCACUGGUUUUCCGACAUUGAAAUGGUUCAACGCCGAUGGUACAGAGGAGGCUUAUUCUGGUGGACGCGAUCUCGACAGUUUAGCUGCAUUUAUCUCCGAAAAGGCAGGUGUCAAGUCGAGCAUCAAGCCGCCUCCCCCGCCAUCAUACCCCAUUUUGGAUAUUUCAACAUUUGAUGAAGUCGCUAUGGAUCCCACUAAAAAUGUCCUUGUUGCGUUCACUGCGCCAUGGUGUGGUCACUGCAAAAAUAUGAAGCCGGCAUAUGAGAAAGUCGCAACGACCUUCCUACCGGAAAGCGAUUGCAUCAUCGCUAACGUCGAUGGUGAUGACAAGAAAAACAGCGACUUGACUAAGAGAUAUGAAGUCACAAGCUUCCCAACGAUCAAGUUUUUCUCCAAGGAUAACAAGGAGGGCAUAAGCUACGAGGGUGGACGCUCCGAAGUCGAUUUCGUCAACUUCCUGAAUGAGAAAUGCGGCACCCAUCGUGCAGUCGGAGGAGGUUUGACAGACAAGGCCGGGCGCCUCCCUGACUUUGACGCCCUUGCUAGCAAAUUCUUCGCCGCCGCUGAAGAUGCAAAGAAGGCAGUUGUCGAAGAAGCGAAGGCACUCCUAGCUUCCAACACGAGCGAAUCUGCUCAGUACUAUUUCCGGGUUAUGGAAAAGCAAGUCAGCGGACCUGCUGGGUACCUUGAGAAAGAGCUUAACCGGUGGGCGCCUUUUUUGUACUUCUUUGCGUUCAUCUUCUGA